Molecule: messenger RNA, 1434 nt
Organism: Erpetoichthys calabaricus (reedfish)
Lineage: Eukaryota; Metazoa; Chordata; Cladistia; Polypteriformes; Polypteridae
Product: zinc finger BED domain-containing protein 5-like
Exons: 1
Coding region: 1-1434 (477 amino acids)
Source: RefSeq, a predicted model, not a curated record
AUGGAUCAGUGGCUUAAAAGUGGAUUUUUGCCAAUGAAAAGGCGAAAACCUGACCAGGAAGAAAUGCAAGAAUGUUGUCAGGAAGACGGUGCAUGUCAACAAGAAAUAGAAGGACAACGUGAGUCUGACGUGGACGGCUAUUCAAAUAAUUCCCAUGUUGCUGAAACUGAAAGUGGUGCAGCUAAUAAAAGUGCCCUCCGUGUUAGUCAGAAACACGGAAAUAAACGAAAAAAAGUGGUAAGAAAAUACGAUGAAAAAUAUAUUGACUAUGGAUUCACUUGCAUUGACGAUGAAAACGAGCCAAAGCCACAGUGCAUUUUGUGCUAUGAAGUGCUUUCUAAUGAAUGUAUGAAACCUGCAAAAUUAAAGCGCCAUAUACAGACAAAACAUGGAGCAGUACAGGAAAAGCCGCGAGAGUAUUUCCUCCGUAAGCUGUCUGAAUUGAAAGGCGGUAAGAAGAUAAUGAAAAAGGCUACAAGUAUCAACAUGAAAGCCUUGGAAGCAUCUUACGUUGUGAGCAACCUUAUUGCAAAGGCGGGCAAGCCACACACCAUUGGAGAAGAGUUAAUUUUACCCGCUGCAAAGCAACUAGUGACAAUAAUGUGUGGCGAAAAAAUUGCUAGUGAACUGAAUGUAGUGCGACUGUCAAAUGAUACUGUCUCGCUUCGAAUUUCUGAUAUGGCAAAUGAUGUCCAACAGACUCUUGUGCAUCGCGUGAAAAACAGCAAGUUUUACUCAUUGCAAUUGGAUGAGUCGACAGAUAUUGCCAGUCAGGCUAAUUUUCUCAUGUAUGUCAGAUACAUUUGGAACGAGAAAGUGCUGGAAGAACUCCUUUUUUGUCGUCCAUUGCCAUCAAACACAACCGCAGAGCUAGUGUUUGGUGUAUUAUCCUCGUUCGUCAAUGAGAAUGGCAUUCCUUGGGAGAAACGUGCAGGAAUAUGCACUGAUGGUGCCAGAGCAAUGUCAGGAAUAAACAGUGGACUGAUUUCCAGAGUGAAAGAAAUUGCACCAGAUGUUUGGAUCCACUGCAGCAUCCAUCGAGAGGCUUUAGCAACAAAGAAAAUGCCCCCACGCCUCAAGAAUGUUUUGGACACGGCAGUGAAAGUUGUGAAUUUCAUUAAAGCUCGUCCGCUUCAAUCCCGACUAUGCCAUAUUAUUUGCCAAGAAAUGGGAAGUACUCACUUACAAUUACUCUUGCACACUGAAGUAAGAUGGCUAUCCAGAGGAAAGGUCCUUACCCGAUUAUUUGAGUUACGGGAAGAAGUCCGGAUUUUCUUCACCGACCAUCCAUUUCAACACCGUGCAUCCUUGGAUGAUCCAGCAUGGAUUUCUCUGCUUGCUUGCCUGGCAGAUAUUAUUUCACGUCUGAAUGAUCUCAACAGAGGGUUACAGGGAAAUGUCACCAUCUAUGACGUCCACGACAAAAUUGCAUGA